Molecule: messenger RNA, 1438 nt
Organism: Cucurbita maxima (winter squash)
Lineage: Eukaryota; Viridiplantae; Streptophyta; Magnoliopsida; Cucurbitales; Cucurbitaceae
Product: SEC14 cytosolic factor-like
Exons: 10
Coding region: 101-1174 (357 amino acids)
Source: RefSeq, a predicted model, not a curated record
AGCCCUGCAGAGAGAAAAACAGAGAGAAUUAGAGAAGCAGGAGCUUUGGCAGAUUGUAUUUAGCUUUGGUGCAAUUUCUAUUCUUCUUGAGAAGGACCAAAUGGGUGUCAAUCCUCAGGACGCGAUCAAGAAGCUCAAAGUUCUGAUGGAUCAAGUUGAUCACUCAACGAGGAAAUCCUUUCAGAAUGUUCAUCAAGGAUUCUUAAUAGAAACGCUGGACCGUUUCCUAAGGGCACGAGACUACGACGUUGGCAAGGCUCAUAAAAUGCUGGUUGACUGUUUAAAAUGGAGGGUGGAAAACCAGAUUGACAAGAUAUUAAGGGUAAGUGUUUCAACGGCUCGUUUACUGCGCUGGCUCCCAAUUCUUUUCUUGACAGCAUUUUAUUGUCUGCAGAAGCCAAUAUUUCCUGCUGAUGUCUAUAGAUCAGUGAGAGAUUCACAGCUCGUAGGACUUUCGGGCUACUCAAAAGAGGGCCUUCCCAUAUUUGCCAUUGGUGUUGGGCUCAGCACAUUAGACAAAGAACAUGUGCAUGAUUAUGUGCAGUCGCACAUACAAAUCAAUGAGUAUCGAGAUCGUGUUAUUCUGCCUUCUGCAUCAAAAAAGUAUGGAAGGCCCAUCACUAGUUGCGUGAAGAUUUUAGAUAUGACUGGUCUGAAGCUUUCGGCACUUGGCCACAUAAAGUUCCUGACAAUUUUAUCAACCAUUGAUGAUCUGAACUACCCAGAGAGAACAACUGCUUACUACAUUGUAAAUGUACCUUACGUCUUUUCGUCCUGUUGGAAGGUUGUCAAGCCUCUCUUACAUGAAAGGACAAGGAAAAAGGUUCAAGUGUUGCCAGGCUGCGGGAGAGAUGAGCUGUUGAAGAUAAUGGAUUAUACCUCUCUUCCACAUUUCUGUAAAAGAGGGAGCUCAUUGUCCUCCCGGUCAUCGGCUCAUCAAGGAGGCAAUAAUUGCUAUUCCUCGGACCACUUUUUUCAUCAACAGCUAUACAGCUACAUCAAGCAACAAUCCAUGAUCAAUGAACCUACUGAGCCAAUUAGAAAAGGAUCUUUUCAUGUAACCCUUCAGGCAUCAGCAUCAAAAAGCAAAGGAGCAGCUAAAACUGUUGAAUCUGAGUUUCGGAAGUAUGAGAAUGGGAUUUCUGAUACACUGAUUGAACUGGAAAUAAUGUAGUGAUUGAAGCAAAGGCAAAUUUUGAGAUGAAUUUCUUUCAUUGAUGGUGCAUAUUCCUUCAUUGAGGAGAUGGAAAGGAAAAUCUGGCUUUACUGAUUCCAACACUAAUAGUAGCCAUAUGGGCAGUCCCAGUUCCGUAAUGGCAACAUCCACCUCUAAAGCAAUGGAGAGUCAUAUCCAAGAUGUAUCUUGAGACGUGCCUGGUUGAUAUAUAAAGUUCGCUUCUUAAUAUAUAGCCUUUUCACGGCUAAUUUUUAAUUAUCA